AUGACAUCAACAACAAAAAUAAAAUCUUUACCAAAUAUCCCAAUUCCAGAAAAAUUAAUAAAAAUUAAUCCUUUUAUAAAUGAUAAGACACCAGUUGAAUCAAACCUACUUUCAUUUGUUAGUAAUGGUCUAGAAUUUGAUGUUGAUGUUGUACAAAAAUUAUGUCCAUCAUCAAUAUCAUUUGCACAUUAUAAUAGUCGAUCAUUAUAUGUACCAAAUUCUGAUGUGAAACAUUCACCACGACCACCUCAUCGUUUACAACCUCUUCCAUUAAGUUUACCACAAGAAAGAUGGGAACAUGCACGUCGAGUUUUAAAACAAAAACCAAUUGUAGUUGAACCACAAAAAUUUCAACCACAACAAUCACUUUUCUAUAUGACUGAAAUCAAUGAAUCUGAUGAAUAUAUUAAAAAAUCUAAACAACAGAUUAGACAUUCACUUACUAUGCCUACUAUACGAUCAGAAACAUCCGAAGGAAUUGAUGAAACUAUGAUGAGUGUACGACCUGGUCAUGAUGGUAUUGAAAGACAAGCACAACUUAUAGCAGACAAAGAUUUUUCACAAAUGGAACGAAAUUGGGAUGAAUAUAUGUUUGAACAUUUAGAUCAGAAUACAGCAACAUUUAUUAUUUUAAAACAUGUACAUGAUGAGGAACGUCGAGCUCGAUUAAUUGAAUAUUUAAGAAAAACAUAUCACAUUACAAAAUUACCCAAUCCAUUAGAAAUGGAAUUAAUUCCAACAUACGAUGAUGAAGAUAAUGUAGCUGAACAAUCAUAUUUUAAAAAAUUAACUAGUCAAACAUCUAAAAAAGAUACUUCACGUGAUUUACAACAACAAACAAAGGAAGAAAGAAAAGAUGGUUUAUCAUCAAAAGUUCGUCCAGCUCAGCAAAUCGUUACAGGAAAUUCAUUUAUACGUCAAGAUCCAACAUAUUAUGAUGUAAUAUCAGACAAAAUAACAGAUACAGUUUAUCGAACAGAUCAUCCAUAUGAAAAAGCAAUGAUUCUCGGAACUAAUGCACAUCAACCAACAGAUGAACCUGGUGUUAUUGCUCUUUCGGAUAAAAUUCAAUUUAAUAAAGUUCUUCAAAAACAACUUCCACCUGAUCCGGAUUCAAUUGCUUCAACUCUGGAAAUUAAUUCAUCGGCUGCAUUUGAUCGACCAAUACCUACAAAAGGUUUACGUCGUUGGAAAGCUUUGCCUGGAAUCAGAAAUACGCAUAUACCUCGACCACCUGAUGUAAAUGAUUUAUCACUUUCAUGGCUUUUACCAUUAAUAAAUGAUUCUCGAAUAAAUCAUGCAUUAAAAUUAAAUACAACAAUUAGUCGAAUUAUUGAAGAAUGGAAACGUAGAUGGCAAGGUAGUAGUCGAUGGCGUGAUGCUGAUAUCGAUGAAUUAUAUCGUGAUUUACACGAUAGACAUCCACAUAUUCGUUUUACAGCUCUUGUUAUAUGUAGUCGAGCUGCUCAACAUCUUACACAAAAAGAAAUUGAUCUUGGUUUACAAGUUCGUACUCUUCCUGAUAAAUUACUUGACUCGAUUGAAGCUCUACUCGAUGAUUCUGAAGAACGUAUUCGAUCAGCUGCUGCUAUUGUUCUUGUAACAUUACGUCGUUUUUCUCCACAAGUAGAAAAAAUUCUUCGUUUAUGUAUUGUAAAUGGUCAUCCAGAAGAUAAAUUAACAGCUGCACAAUCUCUAGCUAGUGUAAAUAUCACAACAUCAGAUAUCAUACAUGAAUUAUUAAAAAAUUAUUUUGAUACUGAUUAUGAAUUAGCACGUGAACAACUUAUUUUCUCUUUAUCGAAAUUAAGUCAAGGAACGAAUCUCGUACAUAGUUUAACUGGUGAAUAUUUAAAUUCUGCUGAUGCUAAUGAUCGAUUGAUUGCUUGUAAACUUUUUCCAUUACUUAAAUCUCAACCAAAUAAAGAUAUUACACAAAAAUUAAUUUAUCUCAUGUGGCAAGAUAUGAAUAGUAGUGUUCGUCGUGUAGCUGGUCAAGCAUUAGGUAAAUGUGGUUGCGGACAAGCAGUGCAUGAAGAAGUUGUUACGCGUUUACAAAGUCGUUAUUGGCAAGAUCGUGUUGAAGCACUUAAACUUAUUGGUUAUCUUGGUGUUUUAACCGCUAAAUUAAUUCAACCAUUUUUAAAAUGUUUUAAAGAUGAUCGUGUUAGUGUACGUAUUCGUGCAUGUCGUACAACAUAUAAAUUACAAGCACGUGAGGAAAAUAUAAGAGAUUUACUCAUUGAACUUAUUGAAUAUGAUCCUAUUGAAAAAGUUCGAUAUGCAGCUGUUGAAGCUCUUGGUUUAUAUGGAAUGACGAAUAAAAAAUGUCGAAAUGUUCUUUUAUGGAGUGUUCGAUAUGAUAAAAGUCCAUUGGUACGAUCAGCAGCACCUAAUUCUAUUGUUUUAUUAGAAAAAGCCGAUGAAGAAAUUAUUGAUACAUUACAAAGUCGAUAUUUAGUUGAAAAACAACCAAUAGUUAUCCAAUCAUUAAAAGAAGCGCUGGAAGCUUAUCAUUGUAAUUUAAGUCAAGAUGUUCCAAUCAUACAAGAAAUUCGAAAUGAAGUUCGAAAAUUAAAUACAAAAGCUAUCAUAUGGGAAAAAAUAAUAAAUUUCGAAAGGGAAUUACGUUUUACAGCUGAUCUAGAACGAUUAAUUGCACCAUCGAUGGAUAAACCACCUACACCAUUCUUGACUGAAAAUGAGAUGCAAUCAUCGACUGAUUUAACAUAUUAUAUUCAAAAUGUUGUAGAUAUUAAUAAUGUACCUGAAAUUUGGUCACCGGAACUUUGGCAUCCUGAUAUGAAAACUGGUAAAAUAAGAAAACAUCGACUAACCAAUGAAAAACAUUCACCUGAUUUAUCAACGACAAUUACAACAGAAUUUGGACAACCUAGUUAUAGUGUUCCACCAAGAAAUAAAUCUUGUGGACAAGAAGAUACUGACCAUCUUGUUGAUUGUUCUGGUAUAUGUAUGAGCUAUUUAAAUAAAGAUGGUAAUGCAGCAGUAUUUUUAGCGAUUAAAAGUAAAAUAUUAUCAAAGGCAGGCAACGAUGAAUCAUCAUUGAGUUGUUAUGAUUGUAGUUCACAUAAUCCAGAAUGUGGUAAGGAUACAUCAACAUUAGUACACGGAUGUCAAACAUGUAUGGUCUAUCGUAACACUUUUGAUGCUGAUAAUGUUGUUCGUCGAUGUUGUACAUCAGGUUGUGGAUCACCUGGUACAAUUGGAGAAUUUGAUGGACGAAAAACAUAUUUUUGUUCAUCAAAUGAAUGUAAUAGAGUUGGUGCCGAAAAAGUACUUAGUAAUACAACAAAAUUGGACUCGACAUCAACUAUGUUAUCUUCUACAGUAACAACUACCUUAACUACAACAGUGACAACUACAAGUAAAACAUCAUUUUCUUGUUAUGAAUGUUCAGGUUUAAAUGAACAACCAUGUACGACAACUGCUCCAAAUUGUCCUAUGUGUAUGGUCUCUCGUAAUGAUGAUGAUCCAACUAAAUUUGAUCGACGUUGUUGUUGGUGGGGAUGUGGAGCACCAAAUCAAAUUACGGAAUAUUCCGGUCGACCAACCUAUUUUUGUAAUGCUGAUAAUUGUAAUGGACCUAAUAGUGAUGCUAGAUUCAAUUUUGCAUCUGUAAGUGCAAGUAGUACAACAACAGUUGCAUCGACCAUUACUACAACAGUACCAACGACGUCUACUGUCAGUUGGGAACCAUCAUCGUCUCAAUGUUAUGAAUGUUCAGGAUCUGACUGUGGCAGAGAAGGUUCUUCGAUGUCAAACUGUCCAAAAUGUAUGGUAUAUCGUAAUCCUGAUGAUCAAACAAAAAUUGAACGACGUUGUUGUUGGUGGAACUGUGGACCAUCGAAUUCUGUUAGUACUUACAAUGGAUUAGAAACAUACUUUUGUACGGGUGAUAAAUGUAACGGUUAUGGUACAGAAUAUGCUCUUCGUCCUGCAGUAACGACAACAACUGCAAGGACCACCAUAGCAAUGACUACAACAAUAGCUACGACGACAACGACAACGACUCCCAUAACUGAACCACCAUCAUCACAAUGUUAUGAAUGUUCAGGAUCUGAUUGUGGUAAAGAAGGUUCCCCGAUGUCAAGCUGUCCAAAAUGUAUAGUAUAUCGUAAUCCUGAUGACCAAACUAAAAUCGAACGACGUUGUUGUUGGUGGGGUUGUGGACCAUCAAAUUCUGUUAGUACUUACAAUGGAGUAGAAACCUAUUUCUGUACUGGUAAUAAAUGUAAUGGAUAUGGCGCAGAGUAUGCUCUUCGUCCUGCAGUGACAACAUCGACGAUAAUGACAACAACUGCAAUGACGACCACAACAAUGACCACAACAAUAGCUAGAACGACAAUGAUGACUACUACUACUACAACUGCUGUUACUACUGAGCAACCAUCAUCUCAAUGUUAUGAUUGUUCAGGAUCUGAUUGUGGUAAGGAAGGUUCAUCUAUGUCAAUGCACUGCCCAAAAUGUAUGGUCUAUCGAAAUCCUACUGAUCAAACAAUAAUUGAACGACGUUGUUGUUGGUGGGGUUGCGGACCAUCGAAUUCUGUUAGUACUUACAAUGGAAUAGAAACCUAUUUCUGUACUGGCAAUAAAUGUAAUGGAUAUGGUGCAGAAUAUACUCUUAGUCCUCCAGUAACAACAACAACAGUUACUACGAUGAGAACUUCAACAGUUACUAUGAUGACAACUCCAACCGUUACCAUGAUGACAACUUCAACUCGUAGUACUUCAGCAUUUUCAACAGCAACAACAGCAUUAUCAUCUACAGGAAGUUGCACCUUGAAUUGUCAGAAUGGUGGCACACCAGAAAUAGAAGAUGGCUGUUUUUGCUACUGCUUAGAGAAUACUAAUGGCCGCGAAUGUGAAAAUGUUGAUUGUCGACAACCGGAUGUCGACUCUGAAAUCUGUAGCCUUGAAAAUCAACCAUUAUGUGAAGAAAGUGAAACUUUUGCUUUCGAAUGCCAUCAUUUAUGUGGAAAAUGUUAA
Messenger RNA from Adineta steineri, 5007 nucleotides. NCBI's taxonomy places the organism in Eukaryota, Metazoa, Rotifera, Eurotatoria, Adinetida, Adinetidae. The record is from the annotation of a GenBank genome assembly.